AUGAUGUUAGAAGAAAAAGUUGAGGAGGACAUGGAAGAGCUGGUUUCCAGGCCCGUGGAUAAUAGUGAGAGAAAUUUUGACUUUGUGGAGCUGCUGGAUGGAAGGAGGCUGCUGCUCCCAGGAGGCACGGAGCCUGGAGGGACCCCAGCGCCAGUCUCGGGGGGUCGUUCCCCUUCUAGCCACGAGACAGGCUUCAUCCAGUAUUUGGAUUCAGGAAUCUGGCACCUGGCCUUUUAUAAUGACGGGAAGGAGUCCGAAGUGGUUUCUUUUCUCACCACUGCCAUUGAAUCGGUGGAUAACUGCCCCAGCAACUGCUUCGGUAACGGAGACUGCAUCUCGGGGACCUGCCACUGCUUCCUGGGCUUCCUGGGCCCCGACUGCGGCAGAGCCUCCUGCCCCGUGCUCUGUAGUGGGAAUGGCCAGUACAUGAAGGGCCGGUGCCUGUGCCACAGCGGCUGGAAGGGCGCUGAGUGCGACGUGCCCACCAACCAGUGCAUCGACGUGGCCUGCAGCAACCAUGGCACCUGCAUCAUGGGCACCUGCAUCUGCAACCCUGGCUACAAGGGCGAGAGCUGCGAGGAAGGUAAGACUGAUGGGCAGGCCGCACCAGCACUGGUUCUGAGAUAAUGACCAGCGUGCAGGGCCAAGAGGACGUGCGGGAACAGAGGGGGCCUCCUGAGUGACCCUGUGACCUCCAUCCCUGAGCCAAGAAGCCUUUAGCAACAGUCGUUAAUCAAAAGGAUGAGGACAAGCCAAUGUCCUGCUCAGUGAAAAGAGGAGUGGUGUCAUGUUUUCAGCACUUGCUGUGCUAGAAGUCUUGUAUCAGGUCACUUCAACCCCAGUAGGAACAGGUAAUCCUCUCAGGCAAUCAGGUGACUUGCCCAGGGUCACAUAGCGGUACACAGCAGAGGUGAGUUUCAGCCCAUCUUUCUGGCUCCAUAGUCCCAGUUCUUUCUAUACUCCUUUUAAGCUUAUCUGAUCUCCUGAUCUCUGCAGCAGAAGACUAUUAUAGACCUCAAGACUCCGUCCUCUAUUAUCCUGCUCUUGCAGGUGGCCAACCACAUGUGCUUGCACACACUUGUGUGUGUGUUCAUGUUUGUGGCUCUUCAGUGCCCAUCUUUCCUUCAUAAAGUAAAUUCAUGCCUGUGGAGAUUGAGGCUAGAAGGUUAACUGAUGAUUUAACAGCAGCAUCAGUUCUUUCUUAGAAAAUCUAACCAGGUGAUAUAAGUAAAUGUUUCUAUUUCGCGAGUGAAUACUGACAUACCUUUGAUCACAGAGCUAACCCAUGCAGGCUAUGAUUCACCCACGUCUUCUCCCUCCAGACCCUUGUUUUCUCCCCUUGAUUGCAUGGGAUUUCCAAAGGAGAGGGGUCUUACCCACCAGCAGUGUAGUGUAGUUUUUAUGAAUACACACUUGGGAAUCAGAAUCAGGUUGGAGUCCUGGCUUUGCCAUUAACUAGCUUCAGUUCUCUCAUCUACAAAACGGGAAUACCUUCCUCAGAGGGCCAUGGUAAGGAUCAAAUUAAAUGACCCAGUGCCUGACACAGAGUAAAUGCCCCAUAAAUGUUAGCACUUACAUUGUUAAUUUUAUUCUGGAGACAAUUGAAGCACAUUUCCUAUUUCACGCCACUCACUGAAGUUUUGGAAAUGGAUGGAUUUGCCCCUGAAACUGAUGAACACUGCCUGU
Messenger RNA from Talpa occidentalis (Iberian mole), 1686 nucleotides. RefSeq names its product teneurin-4-like. Gene Ontology annotation, molecular function: protein homodimerization activity; protein heterodimerization activity; cell adhesion molecule binding. Gene Ontology annotation, cellular component: neuron projection. Gene Ontology annotation, biological process: heterophilic cell-cell adhesion; neuron development. The transcript has 4 exons. The record is from RefSeq and is a predicted model, not a curated record. The coding region runs from base 1 to 627 and encodes 208 amino acids. NCBI's taxonomy places the organism in Eukaryota, Metazoa, Chordata, Mammalia, Eulipotyphla, Talpidae.